Melitaea cinxia (Glanville fritillary) is the source of this 6264-nucleotide messenger RNA. RefSeq lists its product as uncharacterized. NCBI's taxonomy places the organism in Eukaryota, Metazoa, Arthropoda, Insecta, Lepidoptera, Nymphalidae. Bases 1 to 5421 code for a protein of 1806 amino acids. The transcript is spliced from 3 exons. The record is from RefSeq and is a predicted model, not a curated record.
AUGAAGCGUGAUAGGUAUCAAGAUACCAUGUCGAGUAAGGUAGUGGCCUUUUUGGCCAUCUUGGCUGUUUCUUCAGCGGGAAAAGAACCAACGAGAUGGUCUCGUAAGUUGAGCACGUAUACAUCGGACAUUAGCGACUGGGUUCCUCUGAGAGCCCCCGUUGAGAGGGAGUUACCUCAAAUCAAGAGACAAGCAAUAGCAGAGCCCAGGAUAUUGUCUGAGCCUUUCGCCGGGUUCGUAAGACCAACUGGAUUCAGUCAGGAGACAUUUCCUUCAAGAGCAUUUUAUAAUUCCCCGGCAAAUCGUCAACUUUAUCUUCAGUCAGUGCCUUCUGCACCUCAGAACUAUCUUUCAGAUCAAGGAUUUGGCCAAGGAUUAAGGUUUGGUCUAACGCAACCAAAUUUUCCUCUCAGUCAAGGCUUUAUUUCACCACAGUUUACCUUUGACAAUGUCCCGCAAAUUAAACCUAGACCACAAACAGGACCUGUUACGUUUGAAACCUCUCAACAAACUAGUCAACAUUUACCAUCUUCAAACCUUAAUCCUCAUACGUUAAAACCUUUCCAACCCCUAAAACCAAAACACGAAAUACCAAAGUUCGUGGACGGCUACCGCGCUGUAAACAGUAGCGACUUUAACUUCCCUAAACAGAAACCACAACCAUCACACAAAAUCAAAUUUGAUAGCUCCGACGUAUCCAAAGAGUCGUUCGGUCCUCCAAAAAAGAAUGUCGAAAGAGAAGAAGUUCAGCUUGUGUACGUGCCUUUAGAUUCCCUUAAUAGAGGACAAUUCAACUUUAGGAGCCCAUUGACAUCAGCACAACUUCUGAAUACUGAGCUUUACAAUCCUAAUCAUAAAUCGAAUCCUUUAAUGCAAAACCUCGCUGCCGAAUUCCAAGGACCGAUAAUAAAGCCUUUCGAUACGUUCAAUUCACAAGCAUUUGUCACAAACUUUAACAGUCAAUUACAUCAACUAGAUUCCAGACCAAAAUUCUCCACAGCAACAACAUCAUUUACUACAGCUGCAGCGACAACUCCUAAACCAAAAAAAUUGAAGCCACAUCAACCUCCGCUAGCAAUUUUUCUUACACAAGAUGCCAAGAAAGAAAGUCAAGUAAAAGUUGGAGAUGUGUUGUAUUCAUUGAAAAAUGCCAAUACAGUUCCAGUAUUGGAUUCUGUUAAUCCUUUAAAUGCACCAAAAGUAUUCAUCGGCCCUUCGUCUUUAUCGCCACCUGAAAAUUACGUCAAGUUUGAACUCCCGUAUUUGUCAAAUAUAGAAAAUAGUGACAAAAAAUUGAGACAACUGCCAUUCUUCGUGGCACCGCUUAGCUACAAUACGCCUCAAGGAUUUGCUAAAAUUCCAUUCCCGUCUCCCCACGUUGGAUCUGUAAUUAUAAACUCGCUUAUCAAGGACACGCCACAAACAAACAAGGCAACAACCGCAACUAAUUACUAUGGUAAUUCUUAUUCGGAACCAAUGUAUAAACAAGAACAUAAUUUAGCGACGCAAAAACCAAAAAUAAGUUACUAUACUACUUCUAGCCCUCAAACUAAUUCACCUACCUACGACCAAAAUUAUUAUUCAAUCGAGCCACAAUCAGUGAGUACAUUACGACCGCUAAAGGAACAGGAAGCUUACAAUAGCCCUCAACCAACUCCUGUAAAAACCACUUCGUAUUCUUUAAGCAAUGUAGAAAAUAACUACAAACCAACGCAGUUUGUAAACUUUCCUCAAGAUACAAGAUUCAAGCCUUCAGAUGCAUCAAACAAUUUGAAUGUUUUUAAAGUAGAAACAACAACCACACCGAGAACUACUUUUACUUCAACCACUAAGCUACCUACAACUCACGCAAGUCAGUUACUAGAGACUCACAAUCCUUAUUCAAUCAAUCAAGCAUUUCAUUUUAGCACACCAUUAGAUUACCACAACUUCUUUGAUGAAUAUAGGGAACCGUAUUCUACUGCAGGAAUUAAACAGUUACAAUCGCCAUCGACAACGCCUGUAACACCUGCAUCUCAAACUACAAAACAAGUGGAGUCAGAACAGUCACAGCCGCAGUCUCCUCAGCCGAUACAACAAUCGUUGCCAAAUUAUUUACAAAACUACACUCCAGAAUUACAUCAUGAAUCAGAAGUGCAAAACUCAAGAUAUCCCACUUUCAAUACAAAUAAUUAUUCCGCUAAAAUUAAUUCAGUCCCAGGAACUCAAUAUAAUAUUCCUAGUAAUCCAGCGAAUGCAGACGACAAUAUUAAAACGAUAAAUUAUGGGUCUCAAGAAAAUAUUAAAAGUAUAGAAUCUAUACAACCGACAUAUGAAAAUGAUACGAACGAAAAAAGUAAUCAAUCUGAAUAUUUUUCUAAUGACGCUCAAUCAACGAAAUCUUCCGCGGAAUACAACAACUAUGAUGUGGCGUACAAUUCACAUGAAACACAAUCCUCCACCACAAGCAGUACUACAACUACAACUACAACUAGAAGAUCUCCCAUUAGAACACGAGGACGACCUCGCUAUCCUACUACUAAAUCUGAAUCCGGCGAAUCAUCUACACGGGCUACUAUAACGAGACGACCUCUACGAGAAAGAAAACCUUUGCCUGUUAGACAAAAGUUUGAAACAAAUAAAAUAACAUCUGAAAAUCCAGUAAAAAAUCAAUUUGACACAAUAGAAAUUUCAACAAAAGCAAGUAGAGCACGAACUAGAGGAAAAGUACAUUUCAGACCAUCAGACGGUGAUGAACUUUAUCCAAAAAGAAAUAAGCAAAAGAGUAAAGAAGAAGAUUUAGCCUAUCAAAGAGACGUAUUGCACCAAAACUACCCUGUAACUUUAAUGGAAAGAGCUAGCACUGCCGAUAUAGAAGCCAUUACAGAACCGUCUGAAAAAUCAAUUUCAGCGAAUAAUCUUGAAGUGUUUAAGACUCAAGACACCGAAGACGCUUACAGCUAUGACAAAGUUUCAAUAACAGAACCUUCUAAUAGGGACAUAAAAGACUUAGUGCAGCAAUACACGACGGCUGUUGAUUCUGUUACCGACAUUUCUUAUACACAAAAAAUAAAAGCUGAUGAAAUUAACGAUUAUCAACCACAAGGCACUAAGGUACCACCAAAUGACGAAAUAUCAUAUGGCGACACCAGAGAAAAUAAUUAUUCCCACCAUAUAUCUCCUGAAUAUAACGUAGAUAAUCAAAAUAUGUCACAAAAUAAGCCACCCAAUUCUGUAGCUGAACAAAAUGCCUCUAUUUAUUCAGUCGAUGAUGUUUAUCAAUCUAAGGAAAAAGAAGAGAUAGCAUCAUCUAAUGGUGACGACAAUGCUAAAAUUUUAAGUCAAGAAAUUAAUCAGGAACAAGAACAUGAAGAGAACAUUGUGGAAACCACACCUUCAUACAAUAGAGUAAGAAUACGUCCAGGAGUUAUAAGACAGUAUCAUCAAGCCUCUACAACGGAAUACUCCAGACUGAAGAACGAUAGAAGAAAACCGCUUCAAGCUAUAACGUAUAGACCAGCUUUUGAUAAGCGCCGAACUACAAUGAAAAUUGAAGAGAUUGAAGCAGAUCUAAAAACAAAACAAAUUCAUAUAAGACCAGAGUUUCAAGAUUAUAAGCAACCUGUUUACAAACCAGAACCUUCAACUGAAUCUAUUACAUCAAGCACAACGGAAACAUCUACAAAACGUAGCCAAUUCCGCCGGAGACGGCCUAACUACACAGUGACUUCCACUGAAGGAGCCGUAACUAGAAGGAAUUACGAAAUUAAAAAUCGAUUCAGAGGACGACGGCCUACAGAGAAACCAACUGAAAAGUCCGAAAAUGAAGCAGAUGUAACAACAGUUAAAAAUAAUUUGCAUAGCCGAUAUAGCCAUAGACCGCGAUUAUCAGAAAGAUAUAAUAAAAAACCGGAAACUGAUGACCAAGUGACUGAAGAUCAGGAUUCAAAUUAUUCUAUAAAUAGACCAAAAUAUGCUGUACCAGAAUCAGACCGAUGGUCUCCAAAAAUUUCAAAGGAUUCCUUCAAGCCCUUUAACCCAAAUAAUAUAGCAGAUGACGUAAAAGUUGAAGAAAAUAUUGAUAAGCCUAAGGAUGAGGAGCUAGAUAUAAUAACGGCUAGAAACGAAUAUGAGGACAUACUUAUUUCUGUGACGCCUGCAACGAACAACAGAGCUCAGAAGAAAAUACCAGACAUACCACCAACCUUAGAAGCUCUAGUUGAACAAAGUAAAGUAACUAAAGCUGAUUCCAAUGACAGUAUGUCUACUUUUGAGAGCAUGCUUGAAGAAGUCAUGAAAAACUUAGAAGAACAAGAUGAAAAUGAAUACACAGGCAAAGUAAUGAAGCAUAAAGGUGGUGAAAUAGGAGAGAUCCCACCAGAGAAAAUUAUUUCUUCAGGAGAAAACUACUCACUUAAAUCUACAACUCCACUUCAAGACGACUUAGCAACUACAACACCGGAUCACAUUUCUCCUCUUAAUGAAACUGAGGAGGUGCCAAACAAAAAGAAUCGCCGUCGUGGUUUCUGGAAAAGAGUUAAAAAGGUUCGUCCUGUUAAUGAAGAAAUAGAAGUAGCCGAAUCUCAAUACUAUUCCAACGCAGUGAACCAACUUGGGGAAUCUAUACCUAAAAGUGUAUUCGAAAAGCCAGGAAAAAGCAACGCCAAAGUGGCGGUGACAACUUACAAACCAAAUUAUCAAUUUUUAAAAGAUUUCUUUGAAGUCGAAGACGAUCAACUUGAUGCUAUCCCAAAUAUAGAUCUACACAAAGUAGCAAGCAAUAAGCCUGAGAACAGCACAGAAACAUUAAAAGAAACUUUGCAUUCGACAACAAGAUCAUACUUAAAAAAGGAUAACUCUCCGGAAAAAUUUAACCCCGGCGACAUGGAUUUAGGAACAGGCUCGCCAGACCCUACGUUAGACGACGCUACAUACUAUAGUGACUCCACUGAACCUACUUCAAGCUCUAGCAUUGAUCGUUCCGACGGUUUUAGCUUUAUGGACUAUUUAUUUGGUGUAACAUCUUCUGACGAUAUAGAAUCUCCAAAUAGUAAAGCAGACUCAACAAAAUCAUCUCAAGAAGCUGACAUAAGAACCACACCAUUAGUUAAACAUGAAACGGAAACAGAAGCAGCUAAACUAAAGGCAACCACUGAAAACAGUUACAUUCCAGAGGAAAUCACAGCUGAAGUGACGAGUAACGUCAAUGAAGAUGUAACGGAAGCCAUUUCCGACAUUUUAAGAAACACAACAAACAUUAAUCCCAGUUCAAAGGAAGAGGAUGUAACACACAAGUCCCUGGUUAAAGUUGAAAGCUCAUCAGUAUCUAGUUUUAUGGAUCCAGCGAACGUUGUCAGUACUUCGAUGUCAACCGAAGUAUCUCACGAAACUGAAAUAUGUUUUAGAGGCAAAUGUAUAAAAACUAACAAAAUUCUAUUAUAAAAUGAAUCAGUGGUGCUCACAAUGUGUUCAAAACCGUUAGUGUUGUAAUGAGGGACUAUUUAAAUGUACUAUUAUAACUAGGUAUAAGCUUUUAACUCUCUUGAGUUUUCGAAAUAUUUAUUAUAUUUAUAAACCUUAGACCUUCAGAUCAUGUAAAUAGAAUGAAAAGCUAUAUUUUUGCUAGAAUUCAUUUUUUAUUAAAUAGUGAAUCAUAAAAGUAAAUAGAUUUGUAUAUAAAGAAUAGGAAUCCCUCAGAUGGUACUCUGUGAUAUGAAGAAAGUUGUAUCUGAUGAUUCUGUCUGUCUUUAGUACCAAACAGUUUACUUUUGUGGUUAUGGCAUAGGCGAUAAUGUUACUUUAAGGUUAGUGGCCACAUAUACUGAGAAUUAAAUAUUAAAACUUGUAUCAAAUAAGAAUAGAUAGAAGAAAAAGAAUAGUGUCUAUACUUCUGUAUAUUAUAGAUUUUGACUGAAAAUACUUUUUAAUCAAUAUUUUAAGACUUUUUUAUACUCAUAAUAUUUAUUACUGCAAUGGGAUCUUUAUAUUAGAGAUAUUAUUCGACAGAGCUCAGCGUUUAAUGCAACUAAGCUUUCAUUUUGUAUUGCAAGGUAUAAUAAAUCUUUUUCUACUUACGUUGUAUAAUAUAUCAUUUAUAUUUUGUAUGUCAUAAACAUAGAUGAUACAAUUUUUUAAUUACUUAUUUAAAUUUUUCAACGAAGUGUUAUGAUAUAAACAGCAGUUUAUUUUCUAGUUCUGUACCCACCCAAGUCUUUAGACUGCUAUACAGAGUGGAUAUGUGUACCAUUUCAAGUGUAUAAUUUAUGAUCAAUAAACAAUAAAUAA